CGGAAAUCGCGUUAAAAGUUCGCGUAAUUAUGAAGUGUAGUGAAUGUUUCUGGUGUCGACCAUAGCUUGUUAGCUGCUGAUUGUCUAAUAAAGUCGUAAUUGCACGACUUUUUGCGGGAAUGUUGAAUGUCACGAACAGUGUUCAAAUGUCACACCCCUAACUUUGCAAAAUUCGUUUGUGAAAUAGAUUUUCUGUGUGAAUUACGUUCUCAACAUGUGGCUUGAACCUUCACAGGUGGCAGGGACCCACAGUGCUAUUUAUGAAGCUUAUUAUCACCAAGUGGACCCAAAUGGCACAGGUGCAAUUCAAGCAUUGGAUGCUGCACGAUUCCUCAAAAAAUCACGACUCAGCGAUGUGGUGCUCAGCAAGAUAUGGGACCUGUCUGACCCCACAGGCAAAGGCUACUUGGACAAGGCGGGACUGUUCGUGGCGCUGAAGCUGGUUGCGCUGGCGCAGGCCGGCAAGGACAUCAACAUGAGUAACAUACACUCCGAGACGCCGCCACCCAAAGUCGGCGAGCUGCCGAAGGUGCCGCCGUCGACGGCGCCGGCGCGGCCCGCGGCGCCGUCGCCGUCGCCGGUGGCGCACGCGCCGCUCAGCGACUGGAGCAUCCGGCCCGCGGAGAGAGAAAAGUACAGCCAGCUGUUCGACUCGCUGCAGCCCAACAACGGGCUCAUCGCCGGGAACAAGGUGAAAGGAGUGCUGAUGGAGUCGAAGCUGCCCCUGGACACACUCGGCAAGAUCUGGGAUCUGGCGGAUCAGGACAAGGACGGCAUGCUUGACAGACACGAGUUUAUCGUCCCCCCCACACAGACGGCGCCCCUGGUGUCGGGUGCCCCCCUGCUGGCCGGGCCCCCCUCGGCGGGCAGCUGGGUGGUGACGCCGGCCGAGAAGGCGCAGUACGACGCGCAGUUCGCCGCGGCCGACACCGACAAGGACGGAUUCGUGUCCGGCAUUGAGAUCAAAAACACGUUCCUCGACAGCGGGUUGCCGCAGGCCACCCUUGCUCAUAUAUGGGCGCUGUGCGACACGGACAGCGUGGGCAAGCUGUCGAGCGAGCAGUUCGCGCUGGCCAUGUGGCUGGUGCGGCGCGCGCUGCGCGGGGAGGCGCCGCCCGCCGCGCUGCUGCCCGACAUGCUGCCGCCCAGCAAGAGGCCGCGCGCCCUGCAGAAACCAGAACCCGUAUCCCUCGGUCCACAGCCGACGCCGGAAAUGGAAGCUAUCGCGCGGGAAGUCGACGCGUUGGUUAGGGAAAGGUUGCAGUUGGACAGCGAGCUGACGGUGAAGCAGCGGGAGCUGACCGUUAAAAUUGGAGAAUGCAAUUCACUAGAAAAAGAGCUGGAGACGCUGACGGCGACGCAGAAGCAGCUGGAGAACCAAAAAGGCGAGGCGCAAAAGAGGCUGAACGAUCUGAAAGCGCAGGUAGGGUCCGGCCGCGCGGACGGCGGCCCGGCGCGAGCGCAGAGCGCGCGCUAACGGGUGCCCGCGCUCCGGCAGGUGGAGAAGCUGCGCGCGCAGGUGGCGGCGCAGGACGCGGCCCGCGCCGAGACCGAGGCCGAGGUGGCGGCGCGGCGCGCGGCGGCGCAGACGCUGAAGGAGCGCGAGCGCGCGCUGCAGCAGGAGGCGGCGGCGGCGCAGGCGCAGGCCGAGGCGCUGAACGCCGCGCAGAGCGCCACGGUGCUGGCCGUGAGCCAGGCGCGCCUGAAGAUCGACCACCUGGAGGAGCAGCUGGCGCAGCUGCAGGCCGCGGCCGAGGCGCUGGCGGCGCUGGCGCCCGGCGCGCCCGCGCAGCCGCGCCUGCUGGCGCUGCAGCCCGCCUUCGAGCCCGAGCACCUGGCGCGGCUGGUGCGCGGCGCCACGCCCAACGACGCGCUCGAGGACGACGGUUUCUCGAAAGGCAACGGAUUCGGCACCAUGAACGGCGGCUUCUCGGAGGACCCCUUUAAGCAGAAUUCCUCGUCGGGCGCCGCCAAUGACCCCUUCGCGCCCACGCACAACCCGCAGCCCGCACACGACGGGUUCAGCUCGGAUCCGUUCGCGAGUAGCGACCCCUUCGCCGGAGACGCGUUCGCGCCGCAGAACAGCGCUAAACAGAACGACAGCGCGUGGGAGAGCGACCCGUUCGCCGUGCUGCACGCGCCCACGCGCAGCAGCGCCGCGCCGGCGCCCAGCCACAAGACGCCCCCGCCGCGCCCCGCGCCGCCCCGGCCCAACCCGCCGGGCAAGACACGCAUCACGGACUUCACCGAAGACCCCUUCAAAGACUACCGUUACGAGGACCCCUUUAACAUCGAAGACCCCUUCGCCGACGUCACUGACGCUAGGCGUAUCGACACCGUUGCAAGACCACCCACUGUUGCCGGCUUUGAAACAGACGACUUGUUUUCACCGUCCUCAACCAUCAAUGGAAGCUUCACAUUACCUGAAAAACGAAGCGGAAGAGUCUCCGCGCCGCCUGUACCAUACGACCCCUUUGCGACACGCUCUGAUUUCAAACUAACCAAUACCACCGUUUCAUCGACCAAUAACAACAGUAAUAACGACACAUGGGCGGCGUGGCCUAAUGACAACUGGGCUACCGACGACGCGUGGUCGAAAUCGUCAUCGCAGACAAAUCAGAAAAAAGACGCGUGGGGCACGAAUACCAAUCAGAAAUCGGACUGGAAAACCGACAACUGGGCGAAUAAAACCGAUAAUUGGGCGACGAAAUCUGAUAACUGGGCGGCUGACUGGGACCAGAAUAAGAAUUUAAAUGAAACUUGGCCUUCGAACACGCUACCCAGUAAAAAAGAGAAGUCGCCUAAGCCGGUGAAGUACGCCAAGAGUUUGGUGCAUACGAUAGGCGGCAUAGGAAGAAACAAGGGUAACAAAGAGAAGAAAUCGAAGAGCGGGACGGUAGAAGCUAAGAGCGUGGAGUUCUUGCCUACGGAGGAGCAGCAAUGGGCGUGGGCCGCUGCGGAGUCCAAGCGCGCGGCUCAGGAGGAAGACGAACGAAGGAGAAGAGAAGACGCAGAACUCCAACUCGCAUUAGCAAUAUCGAGGCAAGAAAAGUGAGGUAAGACAAAUUGGUCCUUGCAUCGAUGGUGGUAGAAGACGGUAUUGUCGGUCUCGUAUCGAAUUAGUGGUUGUCGAAGGUUUGCUUAAUAUAUCGCCUUAUUUAUCACGGUUACCAGUGUUCGCUGACAUUACGAAGACAUCUAUAAUUCCCACGUGAUUUUUAAAAGACCAAGUUUUCGCUUUGCAUUUUGAUAAUUCGUCCAUUUGUUUAAGUAACGAUAUCAUAGCUUCAUUGCUUUCACAAAUAAUGUAUCCACGUAAUAAAACAAUAAUAGCGAAAAUAAAUAUUGUUCGAAUAGACAACAAUGUUGGUGGCGCGAAUAAUCUAGAAAUUAUAUCACUAGUCAAUUUUAAAGGGGUAUGAAAGGGUCCUAUUAUGAUAUUUUCGAUAUCGUUUUCGCUAUCGAAUUACUUGGUCGGCACAUUUCAUUGAAGCGAAAUGGUUUGGAAUAAAAGUCCUUGUGUCUGGACGGCGUCAUCAUGUCAUAGAAAUAUCAUUCGUGUGUAUAUGACUGUAGAAUUUGUAAUAUAUUGACUAUUGUCUGCUAAUGAGGCCUAAAGCUUCUGUGUAUAGUUCUUUAGUUAUUCUACAUAUAUUAUUUUGAUAGUUUUCUGUGUAUUUGAAGACGAGCUAAAGAAAUUAGAAUAUACAGUCGGACAAGAAGAUCAGUCAAUGAGAAUUGUAUAGUCUAUGAAUUUUAAACUAAUCUUCGAGUUUCGCUGCACACGGCUUUGUUACGUAUCAGCGGAAGUCUGGCUUAGUAUAGCGUUGGUAUGUCUAAUAAAAAUACUGCUCCAUGUAUAAACGGGAACGUUGUUUACGCAGCGUUGAAGCACGACUGAAUCCAGCAUCAAAAUUGCGGCUGUGUUUGUCAAAUACACAGAAUAAUUAUUUGUACAUUGUCAUUUUCCAUUCAGUCAAUAGAUUUUGUUUUUGUAUUUGUCAUGUAACAUAAUACUGAUAUUUUGAAUAGGCAUCACAUAGUUAUUGUGUUAAUAUCUAAUCAUAGAUGUACUUGUAUAUUACUUAGCUCCCAAAACUUACAUUUUAUUUUUCAAUAACGACGUAACGUGGUAUUAAGGCCCGGGCCUUAUUAGGCGUAUUUCGACGUCGUCUUCUCGAAAAUCGAUUGCUUCGAAUCGACGCCGUAUAGAUUGUUUUUACACUAUGAAACAAUUGGAUUUAAUUGUCGUUAUAUAUAUUUUUACUUUAGUUUAGUUAGCGGUAUUUUGCGAGAGGUAGUCCCUGAAGUGAUGGGUAGAACAAAUGUGUUGAACGUGUUCAUGCAGGGUGACCUCUGUAAGGUUGCGGGAUGUAAUAGAAAGCACGUUAUUGGUAGCUGGUAAUUAUUUUAGCUCAUUAUGUUUUAAUUAGGCAUCAAUAUAAUAUGUCAGCGCGUUUCAUUAUCAAGAGCACUAAAUAGUGACAAUUUAGUUCUUUAAAAGGGUACAUUUUGCCCUUUCCAAAUCUUAAAUUUCUAUCCUAAGGUUGCCUGGAAGAAAUUGCUACUUAGCAAUAAGGCCGCCUGUUGUACAUUGGCUUACUCUGUGAUACUUGCAUUGCU
Molecule: messenger RNA, 4623 nt
Organism: Hyposmocoma kahamanoa
Lineage: Eukaryota; Metazoa; Arthropoda; Insecta; Lepidoptera; Cosmopterigidae
Gene: Eps-15
Product: epidermal growth factor receptor substrate 15-like 1
Exons: 13
Biological process (GO): endosomal transport; endocytosis
Cellular component (GO): plasma membrane; clathrin coat of coated pit; cytoplasm
Molecular function (GO): calcium ion binding; cadherin binding
Source: RefSeq, a predicted model, not a curated record